CCAGCAUUCCCCAGCUCUCCGGGUGCCCGGAGGCAGCACUUCUUUUCCGAGCGAAUAUUCCUAAAUGAAUCCAUCAAACACCGAGAUGCGCCCUGACACGCGCUGGAGCACAGACCACCCGCCACCAUAGAAGGCUGCUGCCAGUGAACGGUGUCACAGGUGUUUAGAAAGUGUUUAACAUCAGCAGGUUAUGGAUCGAGGCCUUCUUCCUUCUCUCAUCCUCUUCAUCCUCGCCGACCUUGUCACAAGCUCCCACCCACCUGAGCAGAGUCAGGCCACCCUCCAGCAUGACUACUGUGUUCUGGGCGCGGGACCUGCAGGUCUCCAGAUGGGUCACUUCCUGUCCAAAUCCCAGAGAGACUACAUCAUCCUGGAGAGGAAUGCUGGCCCCGGCAGCUUCUUCAACAGAUACCCGAGGCACCGGAAGCUCAUCAGCAUCAACAAGAUCCACACCGGACGACACAACCGGGAGUUCAACCUCCGCCACGACUGGAACUCGCUGCUGAGCGACAGAGCUGAUCUCCUGUUUCAGCGGGUCAGCUCUGAGUUUUACCCCCCAGCUGACGCCUACCCACACUACCUGUCCAUGUUCGUGAGGGAGCUGGGGCUGAAGGUCCGCUAUGGAGUUGAUGUGGGCCGGAUCAGAGCGGCGAACCAGAGCUACAUCCUCACGGACCAGCGCUCCACCGACUACAGAUGCAGUGUCCUGCUGGUGGCCACUGGCUUGUGGGUUCCUCAUGAGGUGCCGUUUGUCGGUGCAGACCUGGUGGAGGGGUACGAGUCCAUCUCCACAAACCCGGACGACUACAAGAACCAGGCGGUGCUGAUUCUGGGGAAGGGAAACUCGGCCUUCGAGACGGCGCAAAGCAUCUUGGGCAGUGCCAGCUUCGUCCACAUGGCCAGCCGAAGUCCGGUCCGCCUGGCAUGGCAGACGCACUACGUUGGAGACCUGAGGGCGGUGAACAACGAGUUGAUCGACACCUACCAGCUGAAGUCUCUGAACGGGAUGGUGGAAACCCGUCUGGAGAGCAUCGCGAUCGCUCGGCGGAAGGAUUCCGGACGGAACCGGAGAAGAGAGAAGAAACUGUAUGUGAUGCUGCAGAAGUUUCUGGACGAGCCAGGAGGCUGGAACCGCUCUGACGUGAGCCCCGAACAACUCCCCGCCCACCACAUCGACAACUUCUCCAUGAGGAAGCCGUACGACCGAGUCAUCCGCUGCCUCGGCUUCAGAUUCAACUUCAGCAUCUUCGACCGCUCUGCCUGCCCGCCCAACAGUCCCAACACUAGAGGGCGCUUACCUCAGCUCACACCAUGGUGGGAAGGUCCGGACACGCCGGGGCUGUUUGUCCUGGGAACCGCUGCUCACUCUAGGGACUACAGGAAGUCUGCUGGCGGCUUCAUUCACGGCUUUCGCUACACAGUGCGUGCUGUCCACCGCCUGCUGGAGCGCCGUCACCACAGCGUCCCGUGGCCAUCCACACGACUCACUCUCACACAAUUGCACUCCUGGAUUCUGAAGCGCGUUGGUGAGGCGUCCGGACCGUACCAGAUGUUUGAGGUGCUGGGAGACGUCAUCCUGCUGCGAGGAGCUGAAGUGCUGUACGUGGAGGAGUUCCCUCUGCAGGCUCUGCCUCAGUUCUCCUCCCUCUCAGGCCACGAGGUGUCCGGCCACGGCCUGAUCGUCCUGGUGAUGCAGUACGGGAAAAAGAAGAUCGACUUUCUGGGCAGCGGACGGGCUGUGACGGACUGGACCAAGGCCUGGAGAUCCAACUUUCUACACCCAGUUCUCUACUUCUAUGAAACACUUCCUACAGAGAAAGAGAUGAGACUCCGCCCACACGGUUGGCCGUUGCCAAGACCCAAAGCUGUUCAUCACAUGGUGGAAGACUUCCUCACAGAGUGGGACAGACCGGUGUCUCACGUCCAGCCGCUGCGACGAUUCCUGGAGCACUGUGUCCAGACAGACCUCAGAGACUUCUAUGCAGAAACAUGUUUUCGGCUGGCUCUUACUCGCCGCACUCCACCGCUGUCCUGUCGUCAUGGAUACCUGCAGCAGCGGGGCCUCCCUCGUCGCAGCAACAUGCUGCCGCAGCAUUUUCCCAGCAUCCCACUGACACCUGCCGCGGAGGACAUGGCCGGCACUGACAUCGCUGCUGAGGCCUCCAGCUACAGAAUACAAGCCGAAGCCUCCAUGACUUCUGGCCUGAAACUGGAGUUAUGAUAGUUUUAAUCUGAGCGUAUUUUUUAAACGUUUUCUACCUCCACUCUGCUGGACUCUCUAGAGAGAGUUGACCAAACACCAUAUUCAUUUGCACACCAGAGAUUAUUUUGUUGCGAUAUAGAUACUGUACAUAUGAAGUGCAACGUGUCAAAGCAAAUGCAUAUUUUUAAAAAUUUCACUCAGCGACAGACAGUGUUGAUGAAGAAGAGGGAGACAGCUGAGUCGUGGAUGCAGUAAAUCAGGAUGUGAGGAGGAUGGUGGUGAGACCUGGUCCAAAAUAUCAAACCCACAGCACGCUUUUCUUUGCUUUAUUAGUAACGGUUAAAUGCCUCUGUAUAACUCUGCUGAGUAACUCAGAUAUUUUAUUCCUCACUGAUUACUUCUGUCAUCCAUCAAAGCCUCUAUAUUCAGUUGAUCUAUAUUUUUAUGUAUUUUCUUAUCAAAAUUGCAGCUGUUACAAGUAUGUGUUGCAGAAUGUAUUGCACUUUUAUUAUGUUGUUCCCCCGAGUAAAAGUGCUGAACAAAAAGAGCCAGUUUUUUAAAUCAUUUUAUUGUGUCGAUAUGUUUGCGCAGGUAUGAAAACGGCAAU
Messenger RNA from Synchiropus splendidus (mandarinfish), 2810 nucleotides. It is a transcript of the gene foxred2, whose product is annotated as FAD-dependent oxidoreductase domain containing 2. Gene Ontology annotation, molecular function: flavin adenine dinucleotide binding; monooxygenase activity. The record is from RefSeq and is a predicted model, not a curated record. NCBI's taxonomy places the organism in Eukaryota, Metazoa, Chordata, Actinopteri, Syngnathiformes, Callionymidae. The coding region runs from base 191 to 2221 and encodes 676 amino acids. The transcript is spliced from 11 exons.